Messenger RNA from Ruditapes philippinarum (Manila clam), 8020 nucleotides. Its product is annotated as stage VI sporulation protein D-like. NCBI's taxonomy places the organism in Eukaryota, Metazoa, Mollusca, Bivalvia, Venerida, Veneridae. The transcript is spliced from 3 exons. The coding region runs from base 6698 to 8020 and encodes 440 amino acids. The record is from RefSeq and is a predicted model, not a curated record.
UUUAUCGUAACAUAUUUUUUUCAUUCUGACGCUUCGAAAUUUGAAGUUAGCAGCCUAGCAGCCUAGCAGCCUAGCAGCCUGGCAGCCUAGCAGCCUAGCAGCCUGGCAGCCUAACAGCCUAAAGAAAACUACGGAUAAUACAAACAUGAAAACCGACGGAAAUGAGUCGGUAGCACAUACUUAGACUAUUCCACGUCUUUUUUCAGUAUCGCCAACUUAUCUUUUUUAAAUAUUGAACUUUGCUUUUUUUCUUUACUCUUCGAAAUUUGUGAAGCUAUCAGCCUAACAACCUGGCAGCCUAGCAGCCUGGCAGCCUAGCAGCCUAGCAGCCUGGCAGCCUAGCAGCCUAGCAGCCUGGCAGCCUAAAGAAAACUACGGAUAAUACAAACAUGAAAACCGACGGAAAUGAGUCGGUAGCACAUACUUAGACUAUUCCACGUCUUUUUUCAGUAUCGCCAACUUAAUUUUUUUAAAUAUUGAACUUUGCUUUUUUUUUUAUUUUACUCUUCGAAAUUUGAGCAGCCUAGCAGCCUAGCAGCCUGGCAGCCUAAAUAAAACUAAGAAUAGUACAAACAUGAAAACCGUCGGAAAUACAUUAGCAGCACUUCUUUAGAUCAUUCCACGCCUUUUUCAAUAUCGUGAUCUUUAUUUUUUAAGAUGUUGAACUUUAUCGUAACAUAUUUUUUUCAUUCUGACGCUUCGAAAUUUGAAGUUAGCAGCCUAGCAGCCUAGGAGCCUAGCAGCCUAGCAGCCUAAAGAAAAGUACGGAUAAUUCAAACAUGAAAACCGACGGAAAUGAGUCGGUAGCACAUUCUUAGACUAUUCCACGUCUUUUUUCAGUAUCGCCAACUUAUCUUUUUUAAAUAUUGAACUUUGCUUUUUUUCUUUACUCUUCGAAAUUUGUGAAGCUAUCAGCCUAACAACCUGGCAGCCUAGCAGCCUAGCAGCCUAGCAGCCUGGCAGCCUAGCAGCCUAGCAGCCUGGCAGCCUAAAGAAAACUACGGAUAAUACAAACAUGAAAACCGACGGAAAUGAGUCGGUAGCACAUACUUAGACUAUUCCACGUCUUUUUUCAGUAUCGCCAACUUAAUUUUUUUAAAUAUUGAACUUUGCUUUUUUUUUUAUUUUACUCUUCGAAAUUUGAGCAGCCUAGCAGCCUAGCAGCCUGGCAGCCUAAAUAAAACUAAGAAUAGUACAAACAUGAAAACCGUCGGAAAUACAUUAGCAGCACUUCUUUAGAUCAUUCCACGCCUUUUUCAAUAUCGUGAUCUUUAUUUUUUAAGAUGUUGAACUUUAUCGUAACAUAUUUUUUUCAUUCUGACGCUUCGAAAUUUGAAGUUAGCAGCCUAGCAGCCUAGCAGCCUAGCAGCCUGGCAGCCUAGCAGCCUAGCAGCCUGGCAGCCUAACAGCCUAAAGAAAACUACGGAUAAUACAAACAUGAAAACCGACGGAAAUGAGUCGGUAGCACAUACUUAGACUAUUCCACGUCUUUUUUCAGUAUCGCCAACUUAUCUUUUUUAAAUAUUGAACUUUGCUUUUUUUCUUUACUCUUCGAAAUUUGUGAAGCUAUCAGCCUAACAACCUGGCAGCCUAGCAGCCUGGCAGCCUAGCAGCCUAGCAGCCUAGCAGCCUGGCAGCCUAGCAGCCUAGCAGCCUGGCAGCCUAAAGAAAACUACGGAUAAUACAAACAUGAAAACCGACGGAAAUGAGUCGGUAGCACAUACUUAGACUAUUCCACGUCUUUUUUCAGUAUCGCCAACUUAAUUUUUUUAAAUAUUGAACUUUGCUUUUUUUUUAUUUUACUCUUCGAAAUUUGAGCAGCCUAGCAGCCUAGCAGCCUGGCAGCCUAAAUAAAACUAAGAAUAGUACAAACAUGAAAACCGUCGGAAAUACAUUAGCAGCACUUCUUUAGAUCAUUCCACGCCUUUUUCAAUAUCGUGAUCUUUAUUUUUUAAGAUGUUGAACUUUAUCGUAACAUAUUUUUUUCAUUCUGACGUUAAUAAAUUUGAAGUUAGCAGCCAAGCAGCCUAGCAGCCUGGCAGCCUAGCAGCCUGGCAGCCUAACAGCCUAAAGAAAACUACGGAUAAUACAAACAUGAAAACCGACGGAAAUGAGUUGGUAGCACAUACUUAGACUAAUCCACGUCUUUUUUCAGUAUCGCCAACUUAAUUUUUUAAAUAUUGAACUUUGCUUUUUUUUUAUUUACUCUUCGAAAUUUGAGCAGCCUAGCAGCCUAGCAGCCUGGCAGCCUAAAUAAAACUAAGAAUAGUACAAGCAUGAAAACCGUCGGAAAUACAUUAGUAGCACUUCUUUAGAUCAUUCCACGCCUUUUUCAUUAUCGUGAUCUUUAUUUUUUAAGAUGUUGAACUUUAUCGUAACAUAUUUUUUUCAUUCUGACGCUUCGAAAUUUGAAGUUAGCAGCCUAGCAGCCUAGCAGCCUGGCAGCCUAGCAGCCUAGCAGCCUGGCAGCCUGGCAGCCUAACAGCCUAAAGAAAACUACGGAUAAUACAAAUAUGAAAACCGACGGAAAUGAGUCGGUAGCACAUACUUAGACUAUUCCACGUCUUUUUUCAGUAUCUCCAACUUAAUUUUUUUUAAAUAUUGAACUUUGCUUUUUUUUUAUUUACUCUUCGAAAUUUGAGCAGCCUAGCAGCCUGGCAGCCUAAAUAAAACUAAGAAUAGUACAAGCAUGAAAACCGUCGGAAAUACAUUAGCAGCACUUCUUUAGAUCAUUCCACGUCUUUUUCAAUAUCCUGAUCUUUAUUUUUUAAGAUGUUGAACUUUAUCGUAACAUAUUUUUUUCAUUCUGACGCUUCGAAAUUUGAAGUUAGCAGCCUAGCAGCCUAACAGCCUAAAGAAAACUAAGGAUAAUACAAACAUGAAAACCGCCGGAAAUGAGUCGGUAGCACAUACUUAGACUAUUCCACGUCUUUUUUCAGUAUCGCGAACUUAAUUCUUUUAAAUAUUGAACUUUGUUGUUUUUUUUUGCUUUUUUUUACUCUUCGAAAUUUGUGAAGCUAGCAGCAUAACAGCCUAGCAGCCUGGCAGCCUAGCAGCCUGACAGCCUAUCAGCCUGGUAGCCUUGCAGCCUAGCAGCCUGGCAGCCUGGCAGCCUGUUAGCCUAACAGCCUGUUAGCCUAACAGCUUAGCAGCCUAACAGCCUAAAGGAAACUAAGGAUAAUACAAACAUGAAAACCGUCGGAAAUGAAUCGGUAGAACAUACUGAGACCAUUUCACGUUUUAUUUCAGUAUCGCGAUCUUCAUUCUUUUAAAUAUUGAACUUUAUUUUUUUUUUCAUUCUGAUGCUUUGUAAUUUGCGGGAUUUAACAUGAUUUCGAAUAACGUAGGAAGUAGUCUAAGUCUUGGAACUUUUUCUCGGCUACUAAUGUCGCUGUCUAUGGACAAUAAGUGACGUCAUCUGAGUUAUUUAUGAUAUGCUAUUUUGUAUGGAUAUGUUUAUAAUGAAGUUGACGAUGUUUAAAGCAUAUUUAUUUAAGGUCUGUUAAGAUAAAAAUGUGUUGAAAUGUAAAGAGAUAUAUAAUGCAUAUGUUUAAACGAACACAAAAAUGAACAUAAAGAUUAUCUGAACUUAAGAACAAUACCCGUACGACACAUCAAAAUAAUGGGGCGGUGUUGCAUGCCUCUGUAAUUGUUAUGCUGAUAAUUUCACAUCAUAUUAUACAUGUAUAUAAUUUUCAUUUUCCUCGAUAAAUGUUACUCACGUAAGUGCGUUACGCAAACUACGCACCGGGUUAGGCUCUCGUGUUUUCAGCAAAAAAGUGAAAGAAAAAAAAACAACAACAAAAAAAAAAAAACAAAAAAAAAACAUGUAUUAAAUACAUGUUGUUUUCAUGGAUCUAUUAAAGAUGUUUAAAAGGUGAUUGCUCCAUAUAUGAAUAUUUAAUUCCUUUACUCUGACUCCAGUUUAUAGACUUAUUCGUCACCGUUUUCCGGUAUGUUACGGGUUUACCUCUACACCAAAUAAAGUAUAUACCACUAUAUAUUUACUUUUCUAUCAUUAUUUCGCCGUUUAAGGUGAAAAAAACUUGUCGUGUUUGAAAGUUAUCAAUGUUUUUAUUAAAAUUGAAUUCUUUAAAUUGAAAUUCAAUGAAAUUAAAACAGUCGUAGUGGCAUCUUCAAUAAUAAAUAACGAGAAAACGUGAUUAAACUUAUUCAUUUUACUUUAUUUUUGUAAGGAAAUAUUCCUAAAAUGAUAUUAAAUUAUUUUCCUGCAUAGUAGUAUCUGUUAAUUCAAUAACUACCAAAAACGAAGAUUUUGUUAUUACACUCCAUUAGCGGAAUUUCCAACAGGAAUGUAAAGAAAGUACCGGAAAACGGCGUUAAGCUAUGUUUUUGAAUUCGUGAAUGUUUGCCGUUAAAGGAAUUUAAUUUAAACUAAAUGUUAGAAAAUUUCUAUAGGCUAUUAAUUUACGAAAUGCAUUUUUUUUAUUAUUCAUGCUAUUUUGCAAUCAAUCUUCACCUCUUCGUCUAUAUAAGAAGAUUCGCGGAUCUUCAUCUAAAUAUGAAGAUGCAUGAAGUACAGUAAACAUUGAGAAAAACUCGUAAAAAAAAUAGCCCAGUAGGAGUGCAAAAUCUACACCAUGAGACAUACUCGACAGAGAACCAGUCCACCUCCAGUAUAUCGGGGACCAAUCGGGAAGUCCUCGGCUAUUAUCUAUAAUAAUAUCAAAGGGCCGAAAAGUUGCGAUUGAUCGGUCUACCUCCUGAAAUUGGAGAAGAGCCAAGUUGGGUAUGUAAUGCGAUAGUUAAGCCGAAUACACAAAGAUGAUGGAGACUAUGGUUUAUUAAGCGUUAAAAUUGCGACACAUUUAAGGUAAUUAUUUAUAAUUAUGCAUUUUUGUUAUUUUCAAAGACAUAGAUAACAGAGAUAGGCAACUUCCUAGCCAGUUAAUAUAUCACGCGUACCUAACUUGUAGCAAGUAAAACUUAUUAAUCAGUAAAGUAAUACAUUUUCUGAAAGCUGAUGCAUAAUUUUGUCUCUGGCUGCAGGUUAAAAUAUUUACAGUUCCCACUCAUAUAAAUGUUACAUCAUUUUUUUAAAGAGAACUACAUACUAAUUUUUGUUACAUAACUAUUCAUAUGACGAAUAAACUGGCUCAGUGGGUAUGUUCUGCUAUGUUUUUCUAAGCGAACGCUGGGACAUAAGAAAAAAAUAUGAUAUUAAAGGAUCAAAUCCAUUAAGUUUUUUUUCACUUUUUGAUAGACAUAAGUGAUAUUUAAAUGGAGAGUAUAGGAGCUGCUUAUCUCUGUUAUAUAUGUCUCUGCUAUUUUCUAUUAUAAUUGUUGCAAUUGGACAUUAUACCAGUUCAUGAUUUUUGUCUACAAGUAAGCAGAAAUAUACGGUGGCACAAAGGUGACAUGUGUGUGUUUUGAUUUAUCUCGUGCGCACGAGAUGUUACUAAGUCGUGGCCACGAGAUAGAUAAGUCGUGGACACGAGAUACACGAGAUAAAAUUAAACAAUAUAAUAAAAAAAAUAUAAUCUGUAAAAAAUCAAAAUGAGGUAUCAUUAUGUUAAGUUAAAGUUUAGUACGUAUUUACAAAAAUAGAUUGGUCUCGCGCGGCGUAAAAACGUAGUAAUAAAUUUUUACCGACUUAGUGUUUUAAAUUAUUUUUUGGAUGCUCUUUACAUGUCUCCGCCCUAUUUCGUCACACUACCCGAUAUCGUCUGAUCUUUCAGCGCUUUAUGCAUAUAAGAAUCACUUAAAUCGUGAAGGUCAAGGGUUAUAACACAUACUGUUUAUAGUUAUGAUGUUUUUAAGGACUCAUGAUGAAGAAUUGUUUUUGCUGCUUUAACAAAUAAAAUUAAAAUCGUCUACGGACGAGUAAUUUGUUAGAACAAAGUUAAGUAUCUGUCCAGCAUUACCUUGUUUUCAUUGUUUCUCUUUGAAAUGUAGGCAUAAAUGUAAAACAUUUUCUCAUUUUUAUUCAAAAUCUCACAGCAGCUUUUUGGCCCUUUUUAUUUUGAUUAUAAUUCAGUACCAUUAAGAAAUUUUAUAUAUAAAAAAAAAAAAAUUUCCCAACAUUUUCCAUGUGGUCUGAAAAUAUAUUGUUCAAAGUAUUGAUUUACCUGAAAUGAGCUCUCAGUUAUUGCAAAUGGGCAUUCAAGCUAGCAUUCCCAAGGUGUUGUUUAUUUCUAAAUGUCUAAAGUUCUCUAAGGUAACUUUUAACAACAUGCAAAACUUCAAAACAUAUACAUGUCAAUCGCAAUAGCAGUAAUACAUAGUGAUUGCUACAUAUCUGGUUCGUCUAUUACCCAAAGUCAGGGAAAUAUUUACUUUUUUAAAGUUGUCCGCAAAUAUGGGUAGAUUAAGGGUCAUGUAUAACAGAAAACAAUCUUAGCUGUGAUAAUUAUAAUUAAGUAUUUUUUUCACUCAUCACUUAAAUAUUUACAGAUAGAAGCCGUAUAUUCAUAAACGAUUCAUACUUCAGGCAACGAAUGUGACUAGGUCUACAUUUUUAAAUAAAAUAAGAAAAGAAAAAAUGAUUUUUUUUUCUUUAAUUUUCUCUUAAAAAAAUUUGAUUACAUCUUUUAUUUGUUUACUUUUAUAGAUAAGUAUAAAGGUCGAGUGUUGUUCCCGUACAUAAGCAAUAUAUUUUUUUUCAGUACAGAACGAUUGAUCUAUUGAAACCACAGCAAUUUGUAGAAAGAAUCCUCACUCGCAUCCGGUUAACACCAUGCGGUGUGAUCAAGAGAAGUUGGCAGCUCUUCGGGUAAGGAUUGAAAUAAUGCGAAAAAGGAAACAAAACUACCAGAAAGAAUCACAAAUUGCAGUUGAUAAAAAAUCUCAGCAGAUAAAAGCAAAAGAAAGUAAUAACAAGAUUACUGUUACGGACACAGAAGUUGAUGAUGAUGGCAGCACAACGUCCACAGAGGAUUAUCCUGACAAGAAAAGGAACCGUGAACAGGAGGUAAGUGUCAUAUCAUCAGACGAAAUCGAUGAAAAGAGAACAGACGAAAGUAACGAAGAUGACAGACAAAGUGAAGAGGCAGAUGUGACGCGUUUGCCAAAGGUUUUUGAUACAAGUGUUUCCGCAGAGGAUUAUCCUGACAAGAAAAGGAACCGUGAACAGGAGGAAAGUGUCAUAUCAUCAGACGAAAUCGAUGAAAAGAGAACAGACGAAAGUAACGAAGAUGACAGACAAAGUGAAGAGGCAGAUAUGACGCGUUUGCCAAAGGUUUUUGAUACAAGUGUUUCCGCAGAGGAUUAUUCUGACAAGAAAAGGAACCGUGAACAGGAGGAAAGUGUCAUAUCAUCAGACGAAAUCGAUGAAAAGAGAACAGACGAAAGUAACGAAGAUGACAGACAAAGUGAAGAGGCAGAUGUGAAGCGUUUGCCAAAGGUUUUUGAUAUAAGUGUUUCCGCAGAGGAGUUUGAGGAGAUGCUUCCUGCAAAUCAAAUAUCAAAACAGAAGAAACUCCAAUUUGUUAAGGGUUGGACACAUAUCGUUGCUGAUAAAUUUAGUAAAGUAAACCCGGCCUGUAUAUUAAAGUUCAAGUAUCACAAAGUGCAAGAAAAAAAGGAAAAUUCUUUUAGAAACAGAUGCUUCUUCUUUACGAAGGCAGAAUGUAAACAUGCAAAUUGUGGUGUAUGGACUAUGAAAAUCGACAAAAAGCCAAAAAGAGAAAGUCAAGUAGUUAUUACGGUUACACAGACACAGCCUGUGAUAAAACACAAAAAAGCUGGUAAACGGCAGUUGAGUAAUACUCAAAGAAAAAAAGCACAGGAACGAAUGAAAAAGGAGUCAGUGGAAAGUAUUUUCUGGCAACAAUAUGAAGAUAUGCCUGAAGCUGAAUUAAGAGCAGAAAACUAUACCAAAUGUCAGUCAGGAACAAUUUUAAGAAAGGCAAAAUCUGAAACUAAAACCGGAGACAUUCUCCACCCAGAACCGUUUACUGAAUUGGUGAUUUUGAAAGAAGUUUACGACGAGGAAAACGGAUAUAUACAGAAAUUCAUAUGCCCCAUUCAUGGCCUGUCCUUUACACUGAAGGUUCUCUGA